This is a messenger RNA of Klebsormidium nitens, 294 nucleotides long. The record is from the annotation of a GenBank genome assembly. NCBI's taxonomy places the organism in Eukaryota, Viridiplantae, Streptophyta, Klebsormidiophyceae, Klebsormidiales, Klebsormidiaceae.
AUGAGCGGUCCAAAGCAGAAGAAGGUGCUAGCGUCUCUGCCCGGGGCGGGCCCAGAACCCAUCUUUGAGAGUGCGCGCUUCCAAUCGAGAUUUAGGGUUUUCACCAUUCUUUUCACCAUAGGGGCCACUUGUGCGCUGGUGACGUCAGACUUUGGGGACAGGGACCAUGUAUUCAGUGGGGUCAAGCGCUUGAUCGGACAGGGCCUGGACCGCUUGUUCCAGUUGGACGAGAAAGAUCUAGAGGAGGUACAUAGGCGUGCAGCAGAAAAGCGGGCGCGUGGCGGGCAGCUCUGA